GAUCUGUGCCUCGCACGUGCGCAGUGCGGUAGGGAGCUGGGCGCGGGGUGACGGUGGCGGCCAUGUCGCUGCAGGAGGACCCGGUGCAGCGCGAGAUCCACCAGGACUGGGCCAACCGCGAGUACAUCGAAGUGAUCACUAGCUCCAUCAAGAAGAUCGCGGACUUCCUCAAUUCCUUCGACAUGUCCUGCCGCUCCCGGCUCGCCACCCUCAACGAGAAGCUGACAGCGCUGGAGCGACGGAUCGAGUACAUCGAGGCCAGGGUAACAAAGGGCGAAACUCUUACCUAACUUCUGAAGGCUGGUGGGGAGUUGACGGGGAGAAGAUUGUGCGGCUGUGCCAGAGUUGACCGUCAGGCUUUGAUUUCUUCAUUACUUCUUAUUGAUGACAGGACUUCAGCUUGUUUCUGCCUCCUGGCAUGCAGUAUCUCUGCCUUCAGUGCAUGGCUCCACAGGAAAUUGAUAAAAUGCAAAUGAGCAUGUUGAAUUCAGUGAUUUUGUACAAACAGAUUCAUGCAGCUGUCAAAUACUCCUGUGCCACUUAACCUCUCUCUCAUUCCCAGCUGUGCAUGUAGAACUCCUACAUUUUGCAGCUGCAGAAUCUCUCUGACCAAAGGUCUCUUUGUGGAAAGAAAACUACUCUUGGGAGCUGACCGGCUGAGGAAGUGGGUGUCCCUGCUGUUUGUGGGACACUCCUCUGGUGGUUUCAGUUCCUUUAGCAAACACUGCAACUUGUAUCUCUUAGCAAAAAUGUCAAGUAUAUCCAUCCUUCCAGUCUGUGAGCAGAGCAGUAGAUGUGCACUGUGUGUUUGGAAGGGGAAUAGGUCAUGUGCCAAGAUAAACUCUCCAGGCAGGGUGGGCUUCAGAGUUUUCUGUGUCUUUUGUAUUCUGUAGUGUCACAAGGGUGGUAUCUUUCAUUUGUGUUUUAACAAUAAACUGCCUCUGCUGAUGGGUCUGAGCUGA
Messenger RNA from Dermochelys coriacea (leatherback sea turtle), 962 nucleotides. Its product is annotated as probable protein BRICK1. Gene Ontology annotation, biological process: regulation of actin polymerization or depolymerization; actin filament organization; cell motility. The record is from RefSeq and is a predicted model, not a curated record. Gene Ontology annotation, cellular component: SCAR complex. The coding region runs from base 63 to 290 and encodes 75 amino acids. The transcript is spliced from 3 exons. NCBI's taxonomy places the organism in Eukaryota, Metazoa, Chordata, Testudines, Dermochelyidae. Gene Ontology annotation, molecular function: protein-containing complex binding.